Molecule: messenger RNA, 367 nt
Organism: Panthera uncia (snow leopard)
Lineage: Eukaryota; Metazoa; Chordata; Mammalia; Carnivora; Felidae
Product: small nuclear ribonucleoprotein G-like
Exons: 1
Coding region: 44-238 (64 amino acids)
Biological process (GO): mRNA splicing, via spliceosome
Cellular component (GO): precatalytic spliceosome; U2 snRNP; U2-type prespliceosome
Molecular function (GO): RNA binding
Source: RefSeq, a predicted model, not a curated record
ACAUCAUGAGCAAAGCUCACCCUCCCAAAUUAAAAAAAGAAUUAUGGACAAGAAGUUAUCAUUGAAAUUAAAUGGUGGCAGAUAUGUCCAAGGAAUGCUGCAGGGAUUUGAUCCCUAUAAGAAUCUUGUGAUAGAUAAAUGUGUGCAGAUGAUAACUAGCAGGCAACAGAACAAUACUGGAAUGGUGGUAAUAGGAGGGAACAGUAUAAUCAUAUUAGAAGUCUUGGAACGAGUAUAAACAAAGGCUGUGUUCACCAGAGAAAUCAACUGCUUCCACUUGUUGCCUCUCCAAAGGGUCCAUUUUACUAUAAUAGAAAAACUGGGUCAUGUACAUUUUCAUAUUGAAAUUCUUUGUUAAAUACACUUU